AGAAGUUAGGAAUGACUGCACAGUCAGAGGGUUCUCGGUUGAACGUGGACGCGCAUCGGACAGUCCUUGCACUUUGAAACCCACGCCCAUCGUGACGUGUGGCACCGCAUGAAAUGGAGUGAAAAGAGUGUGUUCCCUUAAAAUCUGAGGUUUCCAGCGCUGGACGUGUAUAGGAGGCUACCGUGGACGUUCGUCGGAUCCAUGUAUGAACUCUAACUUUGAGCUCCUCGCAACUUUGCCAGGUCUAAUGUUUCCUGACCAAGUGACACCAGCGAGAGAAUGCGGCUGCUUACUUACGCAAGUUUGUUCUGGUUUAUGCUCAAGUCAGGGCUGGCUCUGCAGAUCCAGUGUUAUCACUGUGAAGAGGUCACUCAAAAUGACUGCUCCACACCUGAGUUCAUUGUCAACUGCACUGUCAACGUUCAGGACAUGUGCCAGAAGGAGGUAUUAGUGACAGAAGACGGGAAGCACUACCGCAAGUCCUGCGCAUCGUCUGGGGCCUGCCUCAUCGCCUCCUCUGGCUACCAGCAGUUCUGCACAGGGAAGCUCUACUCAGUGUGCAUCAGCUGCUGCAACACUCCCCUCUGUAAUGGACCCCGUCAGAAGAAACAGAGUGCCGGAAACAGAGUUCCCUCUGCCGCCUCGUCCCUAAGCCCACUACACAGCCUCUCCAUCCUUUUUCUUCCCUUCCUUCUGCGCCCACCCUCCAUAUUCAGCUGAGAGCCUAUGAUUGGCUGGUUUGGUCUCAUCAAGACUGUGGUUAAAAUUUUAGGCUUGAUACGGUCAAUGGAUGUAUGACACUGUCCUAACAUAGACACGGUAUUUAGAUGAUGUCUUAAUAAGGACAGCAACGAAAGGUCGAAGGGCAUUGAUUGAAGAAAGGUUCUGAAGGAACCUCCCAAAUAUGUUUAUAGUGUCAGUCAUAUGCACCACAGGAAAGGACUUUGGCGAGUGGAAGUGAGGUGGCCAUGGAGCAAUAUCACUUCUAAUGGGUCACAUUUUACCCCCUUUUUCCUCCUAACAUAACAAUGGUCAUUAUGGCCAAACUAUUUUUGUUUGAUCAGACCAGAGGACAUUUCUCCAAAAAGUACGAUCUUUGUCCCCAUGUGCAGUUGCAAACUGUAGUCUGGCUUUUUUAUGGCAGUUUUGAAGCAGUGGCUUCUUCCUUGCUGUCCGGCCUUUCAGGUUAUAUCAAUACAGGACUCGUUUUACUGUGGAUAUAGAUACUUUUGUACCUGUUUCCUCCAGCAUCUUCACAAGGUCUUUUGCUGUUGUUCUGGGAUUGAUUUUCACUUUUCGCACCAAAGUACGUUCAUCUCUAGGAGACAGAACACGUCUCCUUCCUGAGAGGCAUGACGGCUGCGUGGACCCAUGGUGUUUAUACUUGCGUACUAUUGUUUGUACAGAUGAACGUGGUAACUUCAGGCAUUUGGAAAUUGCUCCCAAGGAUGAACCAGACUUGUGGAGGUCUACAAACAAAAUUCUGAGGUGUUGGCUGAUUUCUUUUGAUUUUCCCAUGAUGUCAAGCAAAGAGGCACUGAGUUUGAAGGUAGGCCUUGAAAUACAUCCACAGGUACACCUCCUAUUGACUCAAAUGGUGUCAAUUAGCCUAUCAGAAGCUUCUAAAGCCAUUACAUAAUUUUCUGGAAUGUUCCAAGCUGUUUAAAGGCACAGUCAACUUACUGUAUGUAAACUUCUGACCCACUGGAAUUUUGAUGAAGUGAAAUAAUCUGUUUAAAAAAUUGUUGGAAAAAUUACUUGUGUCAUGCAGAAAGUAGAUGUCCUAACCGACUUGCCAAAACUAUAGUUUGUUAACAAGAAAUUUGAGGAGUGGUUGAAAAACUAGUUUUUAUGACUCCAAGCUAAGUGUAUGUAAACUUCCGACUUCAACUGUAUAUUAUUAUAAGAGGGUCCUAUUCAAUCGGUAUCGCUGAAGCGCAAAAUUUUGCGUGCUACUGUACAAAUGUUCUCUGCGACAGCGGGAACGUUGUCUCUAAUUGUGAAUCAUGCUUUAAAGCUGAACUGGACUACAGACACAAAAUGAACAAAAAACACAAAUAAACCAACAAAGAGUAACUGACCAUUUUUUGUAUUACGACAUCCAUUUUAGGAAGUCGUCAACUCUGUCAGUGGUCAGUUAUGGAUGCCAUGCAAAUCAAUGGAAAAGAAUACUUUGGACACAAUGUACAAUGCAGUCACCAGGUCAUGAUGAACAGUGUUGAGAACAUUUUGUGAAUGUGAUAAUAUGAGUUACAGUAUGGAGAAGUGUUUAUCUCUUGUCAAGGAAACACAUCACUGUAAUCAACACUUCCAAUACGAACCUUUUCCAAUGCUCCAACUUUUAAAAUGUACAGUAUGAGAUGGAAUUGGUAAAAAUGAUCCUGACUGUGCUUUGACUGCAUGUAAUAUGUUAGACUCCUCACGUCUUUAGUCUGUAGAGGCACCACACUUAUCAGCUUGUGACAGAUUGUUGCAGUCUUUGUUGGAGGAUAUGCUGUAUUCCUCUCUGGUUGAUUGAUUGAAUACUGUAAUAGAGAAGACAGCUUAGUGGCUCUCCUUGGGUUCAAUUUUCAUGGUCACCUAGAAGUCAUUCUUGACUGUAUUUGACUCACCCGAUCAAUUCUACUUCAUAACCGAAGCCAAGAAGCAUAUUUUGUCACGUUUAUCAAAUCAAAUUGUAUUUGUCACAUGCGCCAAACACAACAUGAAAUGCUUACUUACAAGCCCUUAACCAAUAAUGCAAUUUUUUAGAAAAUAAGAGUUAAGAAAAGAUUUACUGAAUAAACUCAAGUUUAAAAAAGUUACAAUAAAAGAACAAUAACGAGGCUAUGUACAGGGGGUACCGGUACUGAGUCAAUG
This is a messenger RNA of Oncorhynchus keta (chum salmon), 2859 nucleotides long. RefSeq names its product ly6/PLAUR domain-containing protein 1-like. The transcript is spliced from 3 exons. The record is from RefSeq and is a predicted model, not a curated record. Gene Ontology annotation, molecular function: acetylcholine receptor inhibitor activity. Gene Ontology annotation, biological process: acetylcholine receptor signaling pathway. NCBI's taxonomy places the organism in Eukaryota, Metazoa, Chordata, Actinopteri, Salmoniformes, Salmonidae. The coding region runs from base 280 to 720 and encodes 146 amino acids.